Euleptes europaea (tarantolino) is the source of this 696-nucleotide messenger RNA. RefSeq names its product dnaJ homolog subfamily B member 6-like. The record is from RefSeq and is a predicted model, not a curated record. Gene Ontology annotation, biological process: positive regulation of proteasomal ubiquitin-dependent protein catabolic process; protein refolding. The transcript has a single exon. Lineage: Eukaryota; Metazoa; Chordata; Lepidosauria; Squamata; Sphaerodactylidae. Bases 1 to 696 code for a protein of 231 amino acids. Gene Ontology annotation, cellular component: cytosol; endoplasmic reticulum membrane. Gene Ontology annotation, molecular function: Hsp70 protein binding; ATPase activator activity.
AUGGUGAAUUUUUACGACAUUCUGGGAGUGCAAAGAAAUUCACCCGCGGACGACAUUAAAAAGGCAUACCGAAAACUGGCCUUAAAGGUUCAUCCUGAUAAAAAUCCAGGGGACAGGGAAGCAGCAGAGAAAAAAUUCAUAGAAAUCUCAAAAGCAUAUGAAGUCUUAUCGGAUGCUAAAAAGAGGGAUGCCUAUGACAGAUCCAGUCAACGGCACACAAAUGAAAAAGAAAGACGAAGAGGAGAAAGAGGGGAUAAUGGAAGCAGAUGUGAUGGUGAUGAAUAUAGAGAAAAAGGAAGGGUUGCUGACACUGAAUUGGGUUUUCAUGGUCCACGCCUGACUGUCCAAAAGGGAACAGACUCCUUUUCGCGAGGUAUCUUUGAUGAUCUGCUUGAUGACAUUUCUGGAGUCCAACAAAGCCUCCCUGGAAAAAGAAGCAGAAGUGAUGGUUGCUAUUCUGUCUCCAUCAAGGGGGUAUCUCCAAUUGCAGGAACUGGAUUUACUUCAUUUGGUUCUGAAAUAACUGGGGGUGGUUCCUGUUCUUCAGUCACAUCUCUGAACCACAGUGGGAAAGGCAGGUUCAAGUCCAUCAUAACUACCAGAAAAAUCAUGAAUGGCAAAGAGAUCAUUACAAAGAGAAUUGUGGUGGAUGGCAAAGAAAGUACUGAAGUUGAGGAAAAGAUGAUUUCUCACUAA